Messenger RNA from Penicillium alfredii, 252 nucleotides. RefSeq lists its product as uncharacterized. Lineage: Eukaryota; Fungi; Ascomycota; Eurotiomycetes; Eurotiales; Aspergillaceae. The record is from RefSeq and is a predicted model, not a curated record. Bases 1 to 252 code for a protein of 83 amino acids. The transcript has a single exon.
AUGACCAAGAAGGGGGUAGCGAAGAAGCGGCAAUCAAUCUCGGAGCUCAAGAUCAAUUCAGAAAUCACCAAAGUGAGAAAAGCUGGAAAUCGCCGAGGAGCGUGGAUGAUGCUUGUCUCCAGCAUCGCAGGAUCCGCCGUCUCCCUGGGGCCGGCCGCUCACUCUGAUUGGCCACGCAGGGUAUCUGCAUUGCUUGCGCCAUGGCUCUCCCCGCCGUUGGACUUUCCUUCUUCGCGUGUUCAAGAGGCGUAG